AUUUAAACUAAAGUAUGAAAGUGCUUCAGAAUCGUUAUUUUAUUCAUUAUUAUUAAAAUUGCUAUUUUUAUUAUAAUGUUUGAGCAUGACUAGGCGAGCUAGGAGAUAGACAAAUGCCUAAUGAGCGUCGUACACCUAACGUGCUGCUGAACCUCAAUAAUUAUAGCAAACUUUGAGUGCAUCUUAUAAAUUUGAUCACUUCUAUUUUGGUAUAAUUGAUUACAUCAUGAAAGCGAUCAAUCAAAGAGUCUUUCUUUAAGAUUUUGAUAAGAUGUCCUCUACUGCACAAUUAGUAUGACUAAAUUGUAAUAAGAUAAUAAUGUAUUGAAUUUUGAAUCAAUAGCGCAAAAGAUUGUACUAACUCAAGUAGAGUUUUAGCUACUCAGUACUUCAUAUUCACAUGUAGAUAGCUAUUUCGAAGAGUUCGAAUAUUGAUUGAGUUUGUUGAACUUUACAUAACGAAACUAUGAUAUCAAUCGCACGAUAUUAUGCUUUUUGGAGAAAUUGGGAGAAUAUGUUGGUGACAUCAAACCUAACAUGGAUACCAUUGAAUUUAAGUGAUAAGCAACAUUUAUGUUUAAUAGAUUAGACAUGAAAAAUAUAUUUAGCAUUCCCAUAAGUUGGUAUGAAGAAGUGAAUAAUUUGGAAUUGAAAGCUAGAAACAAAGUUUAUUUAAUAAAUAACUGCAAAUGAUAUUGUGAAAAAGAAAACAAAUGCUUAGAGCAUAGCUAGGCAUGAGAGUGCUACAUUAAACUCUCUAAGAGAAAGCAAGUAACCAUUAAUAGUUAGCUGUGGAUAUUGAAAUAGUUAACUAUAUAUGAUGAAUACUAUAUACUGGUGAUUAAUACUUGGACCUUAACUUGAACAUUGCAUCAUGCUGAUAAAAAUUCUUUCAUUAAUUACAUUAAUGAAAUAAGGGGUUGUAUGGAAGUUUUGAUUUUUUUUUAGAUUGUUAAAAUAAAUACAUUUUUCAUAAUACAAUACAUAUAUUUUUAUUUUUUUUUCACACACAAUCGUGAAUUAUUUGCUUGAUUUGACUAAACUAUCAUUCAAAUUGAAUGAUUAAACAAUUUCGAAUUUUAGCAGAGACUGUCGAGAUAAUUGGUAUCGGUGUUUGUCAUGUUUAUUUUUCUUGAAAUGUAUGGUACCAGUGUUCUUAUGUCGUCAUUGAACACUUCAUUCAACACUUCAAUUCAAUGCGCAAUAUUCCAACCAAUGAUAUUUAUGUUGAGAUUUUAAGAUUAUCCUUCAUUUAUAAGUUAGAAAAAAUUCUAAAUUAAUUAUUAAAAUAUGAAAAUAGAAGUAUCAAACACCACAAAAUACUUACAGGAGACUCAGCGGGUAACUAACCAUGAUAGAAAAGUAUUUUGGUUUUCAUAAUUUUAAUUUCCUAUAUGUUUUGUAUUAAUAAAAUUCAACAAAUGUGUCUAGUCUAAUUGGUUACAAUUCUUGUCUUUGGUGGAGGAGAACAUGGUUCAAAUCCUAGCAUUUAUAUCUUUUUAUAUGAUAUAAAAAAUUGAUUGUGUAGACAAAAAUACCCUUCCUACUUUCAUUCUCAUUGAAGGAAAUUUGAAAUGGAGCAAAUCAAACUCUUUAAAAUGUACUAGCCUAUAGCCCGGCCCGUUGGCCGCAUUUGUUUAAGGAAAUGGAGUUACAAUAUCUAUAAUGAUAGUGUCGAGAAAUGAGUCUUGUUUUAUAUUAUCAUAAGAUUGUUGCAAUUUUGCAAUUCGUUGAAGACGAACAUGUAAUAUGAAUGAACAUUCAUAAUAAGUUAGAAAUACAUUUGAAGAUUAGCUAAUCACAAUAAAAAUACUUACAUGAAAUUUUACUAAUCACAAAUCUAAUUGAUGACUCGGUAUAUGCACAUGUUUUCCCCUUUGUUUCUUGAUUGUUUGAGCUUGAAUUAUUGAGUAUUUGGCCUAUUUUAUGCUAGGUUGGGUUCCUUUGUCCCAUUUCAGGUCCUAGCACAUAAAGUGAAGCAUAGGCGCAAGUUUCAAGUCAAUCAGAGAUCAAUUGACGAUUCGGGAGAAGAAACUCGGGUAUGACCUGAAGAAGAAUGGAUUUAUACCUCACUUUAUGGACAAAGAAUCAUGCAAGCUUGUCAUGAAAAGAAAGAGGAUGAGACGACGAGCGUCUGGGAUCAAACGGCGACUGAUUCGGAGUCCAGACGAGGGAGAAACAAAGCAUUAAACAGAGGCUGAGCAAGGCACACGGGCACAACCCACACGGCCGUGUGACCUGGCCAUGUGGCCGUGUGGAAAUCACCGAGCCUUCACACGGGCAGCUGGGAAAGCCACACGGCCGUGUGGCCUGGCCGUGUGAGUCGGGAAUUGCUGUUUAAAACCCGAUUUUCAGCAAAAGGAAAGGGGGAGAGCUGGGUUUUGGAUCCCAAACACCCAAUGGACGAACCCUAGAGAGAGAGAGCGACUUGGGAACAUUCUUGGAGCUAUUUUGGAGGAUUUCUUCGCCAUUGGAGCUCGGGAAUCAAGCUUGGAGAUGGAGAUUGAAGAUCUAGAUCAGAUUUCUGCAGUCUCUCUUUUCUCUAUGGAGUAACUUCCCUUCACUUAGGUUUUGAGGAACCUUAGUUCCAUGAGUUAGGAUCUUUCUUGUAUGAAGUUUUGGAUGCUAUAUUGUUUGAUUAUAAUCGAAUGAUGCAUGUUUAUUGAGUCAAUUGAAGUCUGAUCAACUUUUCCUGAUUCCUGCUGCAAUCUAAGAUAGAUAGAAUGUGAUUAGGUUGCUAGAGUCUCAUCAUUCGGUAGUAGGAGAUUGGCUAUACGAGAGUUAGCCAGUUUACUGCUUUGUACUGGAAUCCAAUUCCAGUAGUGGAGUUCUGUGCUUAUUGCUUCAGCUUUCUAUCCCGGUGAAGACUAGUCGUCUGCCGGAUAGUUAGACUGAGAGGGCUUGGUCAGCUUAAGAGAUUCCAAGCUACUGUCGGAUCUUCCGCAGUUUAAUCAACAGUAAAUCAACCAAAAGGAAUUACAACUUGGACCUAAUUGAGGAGCUAGGGGGAAUCAUACCUAAGUGAGUUCCCAAACUGUAAUUAGUAGUUUUACUUAGUUUAGUUAGUAGAGUAGUUUAGUUAAUCAAUCCUUAAUCUAGUUUGCUAGAUAAUGAACUGAAGCUGAGUAAUAGUAACUCUAGAGACCCGUGGAUUCGAUAUUUAUUACUUGUGCCACUAUACUGCAGUCCCUUUCAUUGGUUACACUUGGCCAUUGUUAGGUGUUGUGUUUUAGAGCAUCAAGUUUUUGGCGCCGUUGCCGGGGACUUUCUAGAUUAUUAGGAAAGGCAGAAGUUUGUUAAUUUAGCGUUUUUCUUUUCUUUUCCACCCUUGCUUUUCACUUGGGUGUUUUUUGUUUUUGUUGGUGCAGAUCUGAAUCAUGGAUCCGCAUGGCUUCUCCAACCAGUGGGGGUAUCCACCACCAUCCGAGUGGUAUUACCCCGAGACCCCCUGGAGCAAUCAAGGAGGAGAAGACUAUGGAUUCGGGUUCCAGUACCAACCCCCUUUCUACGGAGAACAACCAGACCCCUGGGCAUAUCAAGAACAACCUCAUUACCAAGAAGACUUUCUCCCACAACCAGAAGGGCCAUCGGAGCUGGAGUUACCCAUGGCGGCCUUCACGGGCCACUCUGCAGAGCCAUGCUACACUUCACUGGAAGAUCCGAACAAACAAUUAAGGCUUCUCGUGGAGCAGUUUGCUCGAGACACUGAGAGAUCAUGCUCCAAGAUGGAUCUUCAAAUCAAAGCCCUUGCUGCUUCCGAUCCCUCAUUUCUCCAUGAUAUGGAGGAGACUGUUCAGCGCUCAGCGAAGCAAACAGAGUGGGUGGAGCAAGUUUGCUCACAUCUUGCUCAAGAUCACCUUUCUGCUACCACGCUAGAAGAGGUGGAGGAUGACAAAGGCUAUGGGGAUGUUGAGGAGCAUACAGAAGUUAUCACAGAGAACUCCCAUGAUAAUCAUGAUCAGGAAAGUCCUCUGGUUGCAGAUCACACAAUUCCUUAUUUCUGCUCUAACAUGUCGGGCGCGAGCGAGGAGAUGCAAGAUGAUCUCAUUGAAGAAAUUACAUGGCGACUUGCUCUCCAAUCUGUGCUAGAAGAAGAAGAGCAAGAAAGGGUGCAGAGAGAAGUUGUGGAGGAUGACGAAAGUGAAGCAGGAGGAGUUGUUGAUCAUUUCCCAGGGGUGGUACCACAUGAAGAAGAAAGGGGGGUUGAAAAAGCAAUUGGCGUCCAGGCUGAGAACGGAGUUAAGGUGGAAGAGGCCUGCACCGGCCGUGAGUUGCAAGUGAUAUCCCCACCAAACUUUGAGGAACUGCUUAGCAAGGACCCAUUUGCAGUGUCUCUUUGCCAGACCAAGGCCACAUCAACAUCGGUCCCUCUUGGUGGACGCGAUGGUGGCCAAUCGAUGCUGUCGUAUCUGGUUUGGGGCAAUGAGACGAGAGAAGAGAAUAAGAGGUCUCGAGGAUGGAGACUUCAUCUGCAUCAAGUACAUGAGCCUUCAUCACCUGCCACACCACAUGCUCGUGACUUGAGACUCCACCUCAUCGACGAGAACCUCAACUUCAAGGAGGUUCUAGCAUGGACCGAAACUUAGGAGCCAUCGUCCGGCUCACGACGUGAAAGAAGCGCUUGUUGGGAGGCAACCCAACCAUUCGGUUUGCAUUUCUUUCUCUAUUUCUCCUCGGUUGAGUCAGUUUUGUUAUUUGAUUUUAGAGUCAAUAACUCAACCUUUGUGAGAUUUUGUGUGGUGUUUGUGGUCUGACCACUCUCUCCUCCUGGAAUACACCGCCUGCCCCGUCCACCAUCAUUCACCCUGGAUCUGGUAACUUCGUUCUACCCACCUUAUCUUUCCUCCAUUGAGGACAAUGUCGUGCUUAAGUGUGGGGGGGUGUUCGAUUAUGUAUGCGGGUGAAUGUUUGGCUGUUUGUGUGCUUGGAGCCUAGUCCACUGUCCAAAUUUUUAAAUUUGAGGGCUCCAAGUACGUGUUUCCUUGCAAAUUGCCUGCUCAGUAUGCUUUGAAUUGACAGUCUCUAUAUUAAUGUGCAACCUAGGGAGGUAGUGUAGCACUAUGGAGGAUCUUGAAGUAUAAGAUUUUUCCUAUCUAGCUCUCUGCUGUGCUAGUUGAUUUUGUGAAUUAGUGGAGCUAAGACCGUUGAAUUCAUGUGGUAAUGCUGACUAUGUUUGGAUUGUGUUAUGGACUUGUGUAUCGAACAGGGUGCUCAUGUGAAAAAUGAAAAGCAGUUGGUCCUCCAUGUCAAAAUCAUAAAAUCUUAAACAUGGGGUAAGCCCAACGUGUGCGGCACCGUUCAUUGCACCAAAUCGGGUUUUGGAAGAGAUUUUAGUGAUCCUUAGUGGGGUACUCCUACAAGGUGAAGCUAAGCUGUCUCUAGUACAAGUUAAACUUCCACCCGUUGAACGGUUUGCCUACUUGAGGAUGUGUUUUUAAGGGCACGGAUAGAGCUUCCGACCCCCCUUAAUUUCAUUGACCCUCCACACGAGUUGAGGAAAAGGAGUUAAAAGAAGUACUCUGGCGAGCGCCAGGUGUACAAAAAUUGCUCUUGCUCGACUAAUAAGGGUCGACCGUGCAAAAGACUGCAGUUGGAACCCCCUCCAAGUGAAUAAAAAGGGGGGGGGGAAAGUAAGUAAAAUGAAAGUGAAAAAGGGGUUCCAACGGUGAAAUGAAGUGAAAGAGAACCCCGGCACAACGAGUCCUUGGUUGUGAAUGGUGUGAGUCCUUUUAUCCAUGAACUGACUGUCUUACUUCUACUUCUUCUCAUGAUCCUGGCUUGAGUCUAGUACUCGCAUUGAGAGAGAUAGGGAACGUCUUAGAAGACCAGUUGACCUCGUAAGCUGCUAUAUGAUCUAGGAAAUCCUAUACCGACGAUCGGGGUUGUAUGUUGCUAUAGAGCUCUGGAGAGCUGCAUUGGUUUGAGUUAGGUUUGCUUGGGGACAAGCAAACAGUUAAGUGUGGGGGGAUUUGAUGACUCGGUAUAUGCACAUGUUUUCCCCUUUGUUUCUUGAUUGUUUGAGCUUGAAUUAUUGAGUAUUUGGCCUAUUUUAUGCUAGGUUGUGUUCCUUUGUCCCAUUUCACGUCCUAGCACAUAAAGUGAAGCAUAGGCGCAAGUUUCAAGUCAAUCAGAGAUCAAUUGACGAUUCGGGAGAAGAAACUCGUGUAUGACCU
Linum trigynum is the source of this 6173-nucleotide messenger RNA. The record is from the annotation of a GenBank genome assembly. NCBI's taxonomy places the organism in Eukaryota, Viridiplantae, Streptophyta, Magnoliopsida, Malpighiales, Linaceae.